AUGGCAAAAAUAAUCGACGUGAUUAUUGAGUGGAGGGAGAAAGAAAACACAACUAAACUAUAUUGGGACUUGAAGUGCCAUAUGAAAAGGUCGAUCCAAGGUUAUUGCUAUCAAUUUAAACGUGACUUGAGUCACCUGUUAGGCGUGAAGAUUGAGUCCUAUCCCUUAAGACGACGCAGUAGUUUUGUUCUUGUUACGAAUUGGACGACCAAACAGUUACAUAUGCGAAUGAAGUCACAUUAUAGUACUAUCAAGCCAUUAGCAUCAAUGGGGAACCAUUUACAUUACACAAAUGAUGCAUUUUAUGAUGAGUUAAGAGAAAAACAUGCGACUAUUUCUCGUUUUCUUCCCUCUUCACUCAUCUCAUAA
Messenger RNA from Clunio marinus, 369 nucleotides. The record is from the annotation of a GenBank genome assembly. Lineage: Eukaryota; Metazoa; Arthropoda; Insecta; Diptera; Chironomidae.